ACCACAUGGUUGGUUCUUGCUGCCCAUGCUGUUGUGACGCAAACAUGGUCAAUAUACUCUGAGAAACUACUUAGACUUUUAGCGAUAUUAAGUUAAUAGUUUUCAAUUAACUAUGUCUGGCAAAUCCGAAUUAAAGAUAAAUUCUAAAUUUGCUUCGAAAUACGAGAAAUACAGACAAAGAGAAGAGCUACAAAGACUUAAGGACCGGUAUGGAGCCCAGGGGGACGAGAGUGACUCCGGUUCGUCGGAAUCAGAGUCCGACGAGGACAGUGAAGUGGAGCUGGACCCCCAGCAGGACAAGGACUUCUACAGAACUCUGUCUCUCCUGAAGAAGAAGGACCCCAAGAUCUACCAGACAGACACUCAGUUCUACACAGAGCCAGCAGCAGGCUCUGGCAGCACCGGCCAGCCCUCCAGCUCCCAGAAGCCCCAGAAGGCGAUGUUCCUGAAGGACUACGAACGCAAGGUCAUCCUGGAGAGAGGAGGUAAAUACGAUGAUGACGAUGAGGAGGAGAGUGAUGACGAAGAGGCAGUGAAAAGGAGAGAGAGGGCUGCGUCUCCCAGCUACAUUCAGGAGCAGAGGGAUCUGAAGGAGAGCUUCAGGCACUGGGUCCAGGACAGUGAGGAGGAGGAGGGCAGUGGAGGAGAAGAGCCCCUGUUGACCAGGAGGAGCAGGACCCAGGAGGAGAAGGAGAGGGAGGAGCAGGACUAUGUGGAGUGGCUGAAGGGCCAAGCACAGCUGCAGGGACCAGAGGAGCUGCAGGACCUGAGCUACCUGAGGGAGUACUGGAACGACCCCCAGCUGGAUGAGAAGGAGCGCUUCCUCCGAGACUUCGUCCUCAACAAGGCUUACCUGGAGGGGGACCAGGACAGGGUCCCCUCCUAUGACGAGGUGGUGCAGGAGGAGGUUCAGGACUCAUCGGAGGAGGGGGAAGACUUCCUGCUCAAACAGGAAGUCUUCGAGAGACACUACAACUUCCGCUUCGAGGAGCCCGACUCACAAAAGAUAAAGACAUACCCUCGCUCCAUCGCCACCUCGGUGCGCUGCUCAGACGAGCGGCGGCGGGAGGCGCGGGCGCUGCGGCGGGACAGGAAGGAGCGCGAGCGUCUGCAGAAGCAGCAGCAGCUGCAGCACAUGAAGAACCUGAAGAGGGAGGAGAUCCUGGGGCGCCUGCAGAGACUGCAGCUGCAGACAGGGAGCCAGGAGGACGGCUUCUCUAUCUCACAUCUGCAGGGAGACUUCAACCCUGAGCAGCACGACAUGAUGAUGCAGGAGAUGUUUGGGGAGCAGUACUACGGAGAGGACGAAGAGGAAAAGCCUCAGUUUGAUGAUGAAGAGCAGGAGGACCACUGGAACUGGGACACAUGGACAGGAGAGGAAGGAGUAGGAGGAGAGGAAGAGGGGGGGAAGGAGGAGGAGGAAGGGGAGGAGCCCAACUGUGAAGACCCAGACUUCAUUAUGGACGCGGACUACGACCCCAGCCAGCCAAGCAGCUCUAAGAAGAAGAAGAGGAGGAGGAAGGAGGACGCUCCUCUGAUGGGGAAGAGGAAGAGGAAGUCUCACUUUGCUGAGGUCAUCACCAAGGACAAGCCUGUGUUUGAUCCCCAGGAGAAGAGCUUCCAGCAGUACCUGGAUGAGUACUAUAAGCUGGACUAUGAGGACAUCAUAGAUGACCUGCCCUGUCGCUUCCGUUACCGCCAGGUCCUGCCCAACAACUUUGGCCUGACCACAGAUGAGAUCCUGGGGUCGGAUGAGAAGGAUCUGAACCGCUGGUGCUCCUUGAAGAAGACUUGCAUGUUCAGAUCUGAUAAGGAGGAGAAGUGUGAUUUGAAGAACUACCAGAUCAAGGCCCAAAAUGUGAAGAAGAAGAGAGAGGUGUUGAGCUCCUUCUACUCUGAGGAGGAUGGAAUGGAGGAGGGGAAGAGGACAGGGAAGAAGAGGAUAGACAGGCUGAAGAAGCCAGAGGAGGAGGAGGUUGGACAGGACCACGAGGAGGGGCCCAAGGAGGGCGCUGAGGAGGGGCCUGCAGCCCACACACAGGCUGGACAGGAGGAGGAGGAGGAGUUCCUGGUUCCCAAGAAGAAGAGGAGAGAGGAGGAGAGAACUCCUCCUGUAGAGGAGGAGAAGGCAGAUGGGUCCCAGAGCCAGGCUGGGAGGGUUACCAGGGUUACCACCGGGGGGCCCAGGAAGACGCCCUUCAGGCACCCUGGAGGACGCCUCAUCCAGAGGCCUUUCAGGGUGAAGAUGGGGGGCCGUGAGUUCAGCGGCCAAAGGCUGAAGGCCUACGGGCUGAACCCCAAGAGACUGCACUUCAGACAGCUGGGGCGGCAGAGAAACAAGGCCCAGAGGAAGAGUCAGGAGUGAGGGCGAGUCAGGAGUGAGGGCGAGUCAGGAGUGAGGGCGAGUCAGGAGUGAGGGCGAGUCAGGAGGGAGGGCGAGUCAGGAG
Osmerus eperlanus (European smelt) is the source of this 2447-nucleotide messenger RNA. It is a transcript of the gene kri1, whose product is annotated as KRI1 homolog. Gene Ontology annotation, biological process: endonucleolytic cleavage in ITS1 to separate SSU-rRNA from 5.8S rRNA and LSU-rRNA from tricistronic rRNA transcript (SSU-rRNA, 5.8S rRNA, LSU-rRNA). The transcript has 18 exons. Bases 113 to 2365 code for a protein of 750 amino acids. The record is from RefSeq and is a predicted model, not a curated record. NCBI's taxonomy places the organism in Eukaryota, Metazoa, Chordata, Actinopteri, Osmeriformes, Osmeridae. Gene Ontology annotation, cellular component: 90S preribosome; nucleolus.